Morone saxatilis (striped sea-bass) is the source of this 1443-nucleotide messenger RNA. RefSeq names its product growth arrest-specific 2b (gene gas2b). Lineage: Eukaryota; Metazoa; Chordata; Actinopteri; Moronidae. Gene Ontology annotation, biological process: actin crosslink formation. Gene Ontology annotation, molecular function: cytoskeletal adaptor activity; actin filament binding; microtubule binding. Gene Ontology annotation, cellular component: actin filament. The record is from RefSeq and is a predicted model, not a curated record.
AUGGACAGUGAAGUGGGAACGAUGAACACCAGCCUUGACAGUCCCCUGAGCCCGAGGCACCUGACUGGUUUGGGGAUGAACUGUCUUCUUGGACAAAAGUACAGACACUCUGGGCCUGGCCUCACCAGUCCUCAGGAGUACAACCAGUGGCUGCCUUACCGCCAUGAUGCCAGCCUGCUGCCCAUGAAAGAAGACCUGGCUUUCUGGCUCAACACGCUUUUGGGUGUGGACCUCACAGCAGAUGGUCUGAUGGAGAGGUUGGAUAAUGGUGUUAUCCUCUGUCAGCUGGCACAGCUGCUGCAGGAGAAAAUGAUCCACAUCAACAAUGGCAAGCCCUUCACGAGAAGAGUGAUCCACUGGCGAGCUGAUGCAACCUCUGGAUCAUUUUUCGCCCGAGACAACACUGCCAACUUCCUCUACUGGUGUCGAAAGAUUGGCGUUGAUGAGGCUUACCUGUUUGAGUCAGAGGAUUUGGUCCUGCACAAGCAACCUCGGGAGGUGUGCCUGUGUCUUAUGGAGCUGGGACGGAUUGCAGCCAGGUAUGGAGUGGAGCCUCCAGGGCUGGUGAAGUUAGAGAGAGAGAUAGAGAGGGAGGAGGCAGGGUGCUUAUUCUCCAUCAUCCCAGUCUCUCCUUUUCCUUCUAACAUCAUUGUUCGCCAUCACAAUCCUCCUCCUCCUCCUCCUCCACCCAUGCCCCUCACUCCAAGCACAACCUGUCUGUCUGAAACCCUUGCCGCUUCCCUCGCCUCUGAUCUUCCAUCAGCCACAACAAACCCAGUACCUACAUGUUUAUCCCCUCCUCAGUCCUCCCUCUCAGCCUCUAACCCUUGUACAACCACAGCCUCAACACAAACACCUUUGUUCUCUUCAUCCUGCACCACUAACACAUCUGCCUCAACUCCACUGGCGGCACCCUCGCCGGGCCGAACCCUGGUAUCCCCUGCCAGAGUCUCAUGUACCACAAUAAACAACCACACUCCCGUCACCUCCCCACCUGUAGCCUCGACUCCGCGUUCCUCGAGCAAAUCCACAAGCCGGAACAGCAGAGGCACCAACGACAUUUUGGAUGAUAUUGUGCAAACAUUCAUUGAAAAUCCCCCCUGCAGGCUGCCCACCAGGUGUCUUGUCGAGAGAAACAAACCUAAAGGCUGCUAACGUGUUGGGGAUAAAGUUCUGUAUAUUAAGGGACUGUACUCAAAAACAGCAUCAAAAGCAGCAGAUGUGGCUAAAGCCUGCCUCCUACUGCGUCAUGUGAUGGUGCGCGUAGGCGGAGGCUGGGAGACCUUUAUAAGUUACCUGCAGAAACACGACCCCUGCAGAGGAGCAGGACCGGUCGGCAGAUCUGAGGUCAGGGUCUGUAGGGACAAAGCGAAGCCGCCCAGUUUGAACAUCUCAUCUGACAGCUACAUGGUGGUCGGUGCCCAUUACCGUGGCAAGAAGUAG